AUGCUGUUCUCGUGCACACCUUAUGAGCUUGUGGCGUUCACAGAGGAGAAGCUUUCAUUCUCUGGGAGUAAAGGAUUGUUGUUAAGUGAGUUAUGGCAACACAUUCAAGAUAAACUACAUCAGACCAAUUAUCUAGACGACUUCCAAAAACAAACGAUUUGGAAAUGGCUCUUGUUUGAUGUGAGAGCGUACGAUGAUCACGAGGAGGUUAAAUACUAUGUGACCUAUGACAAAGAUCCCAUCACAAUUGAGUCUGACUAUCAGUCAUUCAUUAAUAAACAGAAAAAACCGUUAGAUUUAAGAAUAAGAGCCACGGAUGAUACUCAAUGCUUCCAUUUAACAGGGCAAUCAAAUUACAAGCGAUGCAUCCAAACACUAGGUGUGUUUCCUUACCAAUUAUUAGUUGAAAUUGCCAAGUACGGAGAUAAAGGUGCAUGGUCUGUUGAAGUCUCCGAUGCCACUGGGCAAGAUAAACGGUCAAUGACUGGAAGACUAAAUAAACUUGAAGAGUCAGGAUUGAUAGUAAAGGAGCAACGAUAUUGGAAAGAAAAAAAAAUUCACACGUCAUGGGUAGUGCAUUACAAAUUGACGAGCCGAGUUGGUGCCGAUAAGCCGCCACAAUCGCACGAAGACGAAAUGGACAAGACUCCAGAUAAGAUUAGACAAUUUAUAGUCAAUGCACUAAAAGAUGCGACGAAUCAUAUACGAACAUUCAGAGAUUUGAAAGUGGAGAUGAAAAUGCAUCUUGUACAACAUAUGUCUCGAUUGUUUGAAGGUGUUGUUGACACUCUAGUAGAGAGUGGUUGUGUAGAACGGAUCGAUGUACCUCAUCACCAUUAUCCGGAGCGGAUGGUGUAUGCAUUAAGGUAUUUGAAAGACCUUCCUCUUGGCGACGAUGCUAUUUUUGACAAUGACAGCUUAUUAAGCCGAUUGCGAGAGAAGAAAUCUUUGAUUGAUAAAGGCAAAGAGAUGUUCGGAGAGGAUUUUAAGAUGGAAGAGAAGGAAGAGAAAAAAGAGAAGGAAAAUCGGGACAUGGUAAUUGAUGAGGAAGAUAACGAUGGCCACAAGGACCACUUUCCAUCUGCAACAUUUAAUGAUAUAUAUACGCUUGCGACUCAAGUGUAUCAAACAAUCGAAGAUGCAGGGUCCGCGGGAACAACUUCAAGGCAACUAAUACAAGCAAUAAUGGGCGAAGGGAAACAUCGAGGAAUUGCCAAGAUUCUAGAAAGCUUUCCAACAUUCCUUGUAAAUGAUGAUGUAUUAAUUCCUCAACAGGAAUACCCAGGAGAAGAUCCACACCAUGCAAUUGUCAGACAAAGUGAAACAGAUGGUCGUACCAAAUAUUAUAGAUACUAUACUAAACAAAACUUCAAUAGUGCUAGGGUGAAAGGAUCACAUAAGAAAUCACGUCCAAGGGCACAACUUGAGCACGCGUCAUUGUUAGAUUUAGAGAUUCAGCACCGUACAAGAUUGGAAAAAACGCCAUCGGGCGACCUAGUGGAAAUCCCAAACUCAAUACUUACUAAGCGACCGUUGAACAAUGCAGAAGAAGAAGAAGAAGAAGAAGAAGAAGAAGAAGAAAAGGAAAGAGAGGAAAGAGAACAAGAUUCUGUUAUUAUAGAGUUAUUGAAAAAUAAUGAGCCUACAGUGUUAGGCAAUAUUUGUGGUACACCAGCAGCGGGUCCUAAAAGAGGCAGACCGAGGAAAACCCCAAAGAAGGAGGAGAUACUUCACAAAGACGACCAGGAUAAGGUAAAAUUAGAAAAUGAAAGUGAAAAUGAAAAUGAAAAAGAAAGGGAAAGAGAAAGAGAAAGAAAAAAAGUAAGAGACAAAAAGGUAGGAGAAGAAGGAGAUCAUUACGACGGUGACGAGGUUCAGAUACGAAAAAAGGCAAAGACAACAAAAGCAAAAGAGGUUAAACGACAAAGGAAAGAACAUACUGAAAAGGAGCCAAAGGAACUUGCAAGAACUGCAAAACCAGAAAUAGAGAGUUCUAAGGAUACCAAUGGCAACAAAUUGAAUUUAACCAACACUAGCGAGGUUGAUAUACACGCCACGGAGCCGAUGGUCUCCAAAAGAUUAACUCGUGGAAUGGCAAGAAAAGAAAAAGAAACCCAUGUUGUGGAAGCUCGAAAGGAACAAGAUGGCAAAACCGGGAAAAGAAAACUUUCAAACGAUUCUGAUAACAAAGAUGACGUUUUGACUACUAAAAUAAAAAGAAGACCCAACAUCUUGGACUUUUUCAAGUCAGUCUCACCUGAAAAAUCAAAACAGAAAUUAGACUACGACGACGCACUUGCAACUGAGAAUAACAGUGUUGACGGGGUCCAGAACAAGCGUAAUAUCGAAGAAAAUGAAAAUAAACAACAUCUGGAGCAAAAGCAGGUUCAAGAACACGAGCAAGGGCACGAGCAGGGGGAGAUGGAUUUGCAAUCGCCAACCGAUAAAGCACCAGCGAGUCAAGAAAACGUUGAAGCAACUGAAAAUGAAAGCAAUGUUAUUCAAAAGGAAAAGUCCAUUAGUGUCAAAAUGGAACCAAAUGAAAAUCACUCAAAUUCUAUGAAUUUAAAUAAACCACAAAGUCAAACUUUUACACCAACGCUAAAACAGCCUAUAGUGAAGGCCAGACUGAGAAAAGUGUUGGAAAAAUCUAUGCAAAGAAGCGCCGAUGUGACUGGCUCAAGUCGAAGAAAGGUCCUCCUUGAAGUAAUUAAAAAUCUAGGUGGUGUGACGUUUGCGAGGGCAAAAUUGGCCAAAUUACUUGAUGAGAGAAUGGGCUCCGAUACAACAACAGAUCUAAAGACGAUAGUUCGUGAUAUACACAAGCUAGUCGAAAGCGGGGAUUUGGAAGUGCAAUUGGUUCAAGUGAAGGAAAAUGGACAAGACAUGACUAGGAGAUUAAUGAUCUUGACCGAUCCGAAAGAAAGACCGUCAGACGAAAUGAUUGAAAAAGUCAAGACCAAUUCUUCGGUUUGGGGAAGAAGUGGAUACAUGGCAUCUCAAAAGACAAGGAAAUUAAUUGGCGAAACUUAUGAUGUAGUUAAUCCACAAGAGGCUCUUGGAAGAAGAUUGCCUCGAUUAUCCUCCUUAAAAUCAAAGGAGCCUAGGACUGUUAGACUUGUUGGCGAUGGCGAAAAGCAAUAUCCUGCUCGCCCGCCAAAAGAAAAGGCUCUGAAUCGAAAAGCCCCUAGUGAGAAAAAUUUCAGGUCGAGGAGAAAAGAGCGCAAAAAGGAAAUCAACAUGUCAAUCGAUUUUCCUAUUCAAUUUGAUAGAAACGAUGUAACGCAAAUAUUUCGCGCUGUUUGCAUUUGUAAAUCAUUCAAGAAGAAUGUGAUUGAUUUUGAGGCAAUUGCAGCAUUAUUCUUGAAUGCUGAUGCGGAUACGAUAAAGAGAUUAUGGAAUCAAGUGCGUCGACAGUUGGGUGGCAUGAGCUCUGUUAAAAAGGGUGAAGAGGCUUUUGAACAAAUUGUAUUGCAAAAGAUUGAAGAAAACUAUAUUGGAGUUGAUGAUUUAAAUGAUAUCCAACUACCUUUUUUUUUAAACCUUUGGGAUAGUUCCGAUCCAUCAAAGAUUUAUAUGAGCGAGCGAUAUCCAUUAUAUAACUCAAUCGAAGACAAUUUAUCGUAUUACAACAAGCUGAAUCCGGAACAGACUCAGGACCUCUUUGACAAUUUGGAACUACCUUCGAUGAAACUAAAAGAAGAAGCGCUUGUUUCUAAAUCAUUUGAUUACAAUGAUCUUGACACAACAAUAGUCGUUGAGCCAAAAAGUGCACAGAUACGCACUGCAAUAAAAGCGUUAUUUAUAACAAGACCAAGUCAACAAUCCAAAGUCGAUAUUGACAGAAUCUUGAAAGACUUCGAUGAGUCAGAGCUUGAGCAAGUCUCAGUGGCAAUGAACCAAGAAGGUGAUUUGUUAUUCCAGAAUGAGAAUCCAACCACUAAGUUCCUGAUUACAGAAAAGGUGUUUGAGCCAAUCCAAGACUGUGUUUCAAAAUCCUUUUUUAAAACCGCUAAUCAGUUUAGAGAAAAUCUAUUGGAAAUCACGAGCUCUAAAAAAGGUUUGGUAAUUACACAGGGACUCGAGGAUAGCAAUGCCGCACAAUUAUUGUCUUUGCUAUCGUCAAACAUGGUUUCCAUGACCCACAUAGACCAUCCUUAUAAGUUUGAGGGAUACGAGUCUCGAGCUGUCGAUAAAGAUUGUCUUGAAUGUGACAUGCUUGUUUAUAAAGACCUGGGGAGUAAUGCUGCACAAGAACCCUCUAUAAAGAAUGUUCCCGUACCAGUGGGGAAACCAUGCUCGUAUGUCUGGGUAGACUCUCACGGACAGAUCAAUAGUGAGUUAUGGAGAAAUAUUAUAGCUGCUUUGGUAUAUUUCAUUCAUUCCAGACCAGGUAUACCAUCUGUUUUUUUAUAUAAAAAAUACCAACGUUUACUCAGCUACAAAGAGUUGAACGUGGUGCUCGACUGGUUGAAAAAGAGUCAAUUUAUUGUACAUGGACCAUUCGAUGGUUACUCAACAACAAGUAAUUGGUUCUCCAUAUUGGGCAGUUGA
Lodderomyces elongisporus is the source of this 4554-nucleotide messenger RNA. It is a transcript of the gene TFC3, whose product is annotated as transcription factor TFIIIC subunit. Gene Ontology annotation, cellular component: transcription factor TFIIIC complex. The coding region runs from base 1 to 4554 and encodes 1517 amino acids. The record is from RefSeq and is a predicted model, not a curated record. Gene Ontology annotation, molecular function: DNA binding. NCBI's taxonomy places the organism in Eukaryota, Fungi, Ascomycota, Pichiomycetes, Serinales, Debaryomycetaceae. Gene Ontology annotation, biological process: transcription initiation at RNA polymerase III promoter; 5S class rRNA transcription by RNA polymerase III. The transcript has a single exon.